Molecule: messenger RNA, 2217 nt
Organism: Exophiala viscosa
Lineage: Eukaryota; Fungi; Ascomycota; Eurotiomycetes; Chaetothyriales; Herpotrichiellaceae
Product: fungal-specific transcription factor domain-containing protein
Exons: 1
Coding region: 1-2217 (738 amino acids)
Biological process (GO): DNA-templated transcription; regulation of DNA-templated transcription
Molecular function (GO): DNA binding; DNA-binding transcription factor activity, RNA polymerase II-specific; zinc ion binding
Source: RefSeq, a predicted model, not a curated record
AUGUCACGAAGCGGGCAACACGAGGAUCAUGUCGACCUGUCCGACAUCAGGUGGAAGAUGCUGGUCGCCUGCGACAUCUGCAGAAAACGGAAGGUUCGAUGCGACGGUCAAAGACCUUGUUUAAGAUGCAGCAAAGGUGGCAAGGAAUGCACUUUCUCGACACCAAGGCGAGUCGUGGUGCAUCCCGAAAAUGUCGCAAGGGCCUCGAAGCGCCCCAGAACAAGCUCUUUCUCCCCAGGAGCUGCAUCGUCGUCCGCUGCUUCCAGUGUUCCAACCGCGACGGGGAAGGAGCCUCCGUCAAGAUCGGGCAAAGAACACCUCCUGCUCAUCGACUCAGAUGACCAGAUUGUUUAUUCGGGAGAAUCUACGGGGAUGCCCUUGUUCGCUCGGCUCGGUUUGCUUCAGACUGUUGAGGUAUCGGAAAGCGACGUGACUGGGACAUCCUUUGCAUCCCACUCAGCAGGUGCAUUGGGCAUAACGGGAGCCACGACCUCUUCCAGCGACUAUUUCGAUCUUUGCCUCCAACAUUGUCCACAGGAACUCAUGUCCAAGUUGAUAGGCUAUCAUUUGAACACCCCGGUCUUUUUUCCACUCCUUCACGCUCCUUCCUUCUUAUCCGAGUUUGUCGCGGUCACUCAGCGUCGGUUGGUAUGCACUGCUCAGUAUGGCGCACUCCUGAUGAGCAUCCUCGCCGUGACGGCACGCCUGGUCGAAAGUGCCAGAGCGCUCUUUCCGACGUCGGACCGCGAUCAAGCCGGUGAAGCUUACUUUGAACUCGCCCAAGACUUUAUCCGAAUCAGCAAGAACAAGCUCGACAUCCGGCACAUCCUCGCUCUUUACCACCUUGCAUUAUUCGCAGAGGGUUGCACCGCCAGCUCUGCCAGCUCAGUCUCCAGCUUCGUCGCGGAAGCCGUCGGCCUGGCAUUUACAACUGGGCUGCAUCGAAGUACUAAGGAGUUCAACAUGGACCCAGUGACGCUGCAGAUCCGGACCCGCCUCUUUUGGGCCCUUUAUACUUUGGAUAUCGCCCUAGCCUACUCUCAGGGACGGCCGCCGCUCAUCAGGCUGUCCGAGUGCAGUGUCGACCUUCCUGUCAUUGUCGACAACGAGUACAUUAAAAAGACGGAGAUACUUCCACAGCCAGAGGGCGACCCACCGCUGGCAAUGGCCGCUGCCGUCAAAAUGAUCGAGAUAUACAUGGUCCUUGAACAGGUGCUGUCUGCGAUCAACGCUCCAUCACGAACCCCGGCGGCCGCUUUCUCUCUGAGCGAUCCUCCCCUCGACCGGAGCGACCUCAUGAAGCGAGCGCAGAAACGACUGGACAAGAUUGAACGAGAUCUGCCGCCAUAUAUGUCGCAGAUUGGUGUAAAACCUAAUCCAACCUCGAAUUUCUUCUACUCUUGCCGCGUCCGGACCGUCCUCCAAUUUGUUAGGACCCUCAUUGCCCGUCAAGGCCUUAUUGACGAGUUGGAGACUGGUCCGACGUCCUCCAAGGAGGAGACCAGCUUCGCCACCUCGGAAGCCUGCCGCCUGUCCGUGGACACCGUGAAGACCUAUUCACGGCUACGGCAUUUGGGCCUUCUGCGCCUCUGCGGUUUCCAUGCUGUGUCCCACAUUACUGCCGCCGCGCAUACGCUCAUUGCGUGCAUGUUGAGGAGCUCCAAUCUCGCAUUCGAGCAUCGACCGGACUUGCUCACGGCCAUCGACAUCCUACUAGUCUUCUCUUCACCCUUUCCGCAUGUGGAGACGGUUGCACAGCUACUUGUUCAGUUGUCUCGUACUUUAGAUCAUAAUCAUGGUUCGAACAGCCAAAGUGAGGCCGUCGCAGUCCGAGUGCUUGCCCGGAGGAUGGCGCGCUCCCCUUCUAGGAGGGUCGAGCCGCCUCUUCUGACGCCAGCUUUCUCCUGGCCAUCAUGGAAAGGCGAUUCUGCUCAACGACCUGACGUUGAACCUCUGUCCAACCGACUCUCCACAGCUGCACUUCCUAAUGCCUCCUCGUCCAGCUAUACUCAGUCAACUGUCUCGGAUACCGUCCUGCCGCCUGCUGCUCAUUCACUCGAUACGUCGAAUUUCAGCACCACUAACGAGACUUCCACUUGGCUUUCGUCGAUACCCACCGAGUCAGUCGAGCCCCGGUGGAUAUAUAAUGCUUCAGAUGAUGCGGUGUGGGACGACAGCUUUUCAUUCCUAAACGACGGACUCUUCAGCAAACUUUGA